This is a messenger RNA of Sceloporus undulatus (fence lizard), 5082 nucleotides long. It is a transcript of the gene SUN1, whose product is annotated as Sad1 and UNC84 domain containing 1. Gene Ontology annotation, cellular component: nuclear envelope; meiotic nuclear membrane microtubule tethering complex. Lineage: Eukaryota; Metazoa; Chordata; Lepidosauria; Squamata; Phrynosomatidae. The coding region runs from base 230 to 2977 and encodes 915 amino acids. The transcript is spliced from 23 exons. Gene Ontology annotation, molecular function: protein-membrane adaptor activity. The record is from RefSeq and is a predicted model, not a curated record. Gene Ontology annotation, biological process: nuclear envelope organization.
UCCUUCAGGCUUUGUUGAGGCUGGGAAGCCAUUUUGGGAUUCUGCAGUGUGGAAUACAGUGGGGAUAAUGUGCUGUCAACUCUGAAACUUCUCUGGCAUUUACUGGGCGGAGGAUUCCUCCGAUCUGGAAAGCCAUGCUGGACUGAAGCAUGAUCCCUCAUGAGGGAUGAAGGAUGCGGCAGGGUGCAAAAAAAUAUCCAGGUUUGAAGUAUGAUUUGAAACGGUGACUAUGGAUUUUUCACGCCUUCACACGUAUUCCCCUCCCCAGUGUGUGCCAGAGAACACUGGCUAUACUUAUGCACUCAGUUCAAGUUACUCCACAACUGCUCUGGAUUUUGAGGCAGAACACAAAUUGGACCCAGUGUUUGACUCUCCAAGAAUGUCAAGACGCAGCUUGCGCUCAUCUGCUACACCAUACAGCACAAGCAAGGACACCGCAAAGGAAAACAUCUAUGUCACUGGAAACAGCAGCAGCUCCUAUGCUGGGAAUAAGGCUUUUGUAGACCAGUCACCCAGAACUACAAAACAACAUAAAAGUGUGGCAAAACAAUCUGGAUCUAUAAGAUACACCUCAAGAACAAAUGUGCCCAGCUCUUCCAUUUUCAGCCACAGUAGUUUCAGUAGCCAAACAACUGAUGGGUCCCUUAUGUCAAACAUAUUGGAUGAGUCUUCAAUACAGGAGCAGACAGCUGUUGAUCAUUUUUGGGGUCUCGAUGACGAUGGUGAUCCCAAAGCAGGUGGAGGUACUACGGUGAUUCAGGCCAACGGUGACAUAGUGACGACUGAGAACCAGGCUUCACUGAGGAAUGGCUAUACCUGCAAUGACUGCAGUAUGCUUUCUGAGCGGAAGGAGGUCCUCACCGCAUACUCAACUCCGCACAUGCCACCCUCAAGAAUUUACUCCAGGGAUCGAAACCAAAAACACAAGUUCAGGGGCCUCACUUUCUACACAAGUAAGAUUCUGCAAGUGGCCAAGUAUACCACAACAUCUUUCACAUCACUCAUAGUGCAGCUCUUUCAAAUGAUCUUGCUGAAGCUGGGCUAUGAUUGUAAAGCACACUCUAGUUACUGUGGGAGCAUGAAUGUAAAAGAAUUUCUCAGGGAAGAUGGCCACCUGGGGAUAAAUGGAGAAUCCUUGUGUGAUGACUGUAAGGGGAAGAAACACCUUGAAACACACACAACAGGCCACAUGCAAUCAUCACGGUCUAAAAGGGUAGCAAGGACCAUUUGGCACAUCUUUUCUUAUGCAGGUUUCUUCUUGCUACAUAUGUUGCAAAGAAUGGGAACAGCAGGAUGGUUUGUGUCCAGGAAGGUUUUUUCACUCCUUUGGCUGGCUGUUGUGUCUCCAGGGAAGGCAGCUGCAGGAGCAUUCUGGUGGCUUGGGACUGGAUGGUAUCAACUUGUUACCCUGAUUUCUUUGCUGAAUGUGUUUAUUCUUACAAGAUGCCUUCCAAAGAUAUUCAGGUUAUUGUUGUAUCUUCUCCCACUAUUGCUGUUGCUAGGCUUGUGGCACUGGGGUGCUGAAAGUUUCCUUUCAUUAUUGCCAGCUUUGAAUUGGACAAGUUUAUAUAGAACAUACAGAUGGGAAGACUCUGCAACAGUCGUUGAACCUCAUCCAGAUUCAUCGUAUGCUGUUGAGCACUCAGAUGCAACUAUGAAGUUCUUUGAUGCAAGUCGUGUGCUUGAGCUGGAAAAGCAGAUGGCCUUAAUGUCUGAGAGAUGGCAUCACCAGGAUGAAGAAUAUAGUAAAAUGCUGCUACUGCUACAGAACUUUCAAGCCCACAUUUCCCAGAUGAAUGACAAGAGUGAAAUGUUGAUACUGAUAAAAAGCGUAGUGGGCCAGCACCUUAAAGAGAUGAAACCUGAUCAAACAGUGAAUGACUUCUUGGCCUUGCAUCAAGAACAUGAAUGGCGCAUUGGGGCUUUAGAAGAUCUCCUUGCAAAACUCUCUGAAAAGUCUGAGGGUAUCCAAAAGAAAAUGGAGCUAACCAAAUCAGAAACAGUGAGUGAUAUGGAUAAACAAAACCAACAUCUCUUAUCCAAGAUUAAACAUUUAGAGCUUGAGUUGGCUCAUGUGAAAUCAGAGCUGCUAAGUUCACAGGAUUUGAAAACAAGUUGUGCCUCAGUGGAUAUGCUUCAGGAAAAGGUGGAUGCCCAGGUUAAAGAAUCCGUCAAGUCCUUGUUUUUUGGUAACCAACAAGGAGACUUGCCAGACUCUCUGUUUCAGUGGCUAACAUCCAAAUUUGUGAGCAAGAGUGAUUUGCGAGUUUUGUUACAAGAUUUGGAGUUGCAGAUCCUCAAGAACAUAAGCUUACACAUGUCUGUUUCAAAUGCAAAGUCGACAUCAGAGGUAGUAACAAGUGUUGUGAACGAAGCUGGGAUUGCAGGCAUCACAGAAGCGCAAGCACAUAUUAUUGUCAACAAUGCACUGAAGCUCUUCUCUCAAGAUAAGACUGGCAUGGUAGACUUCGCUUUGGAAUCUGGAGGUGGCAGCAUUUUGAGUACUCGCUGUUCAGAGACAUACGAAACGAAAACAGCAUUAAUGAGUCUCUUUGGAAUUCCUUUGUGGUAUUUCUCUCAGUCUCCUCGCGUAGUGAUCCAGCCUGACAUGUAUCCUGGAAACUGCUGGGCUUUCAAAGGAUCACAGGGAUACCUUGUUGUUCGUCUUUCUAUGAUGAUCUACCCUACUGCUUUCACUCUGGAACACAUACCAAAAACACUUUCACCAACCGGCAAUAUUACGAGUGCUCCAAAGGAUUUUUCAGUAUAUGGUCUUGAAGAUGAGUAUCAAGAAGAAGGUGUGCUUCUAGGGCAAUAUAUGUAUAAUCAAGAUGAAGAGCCAUUACAGAUGUUCCAAGUAACGGCGGCAACUGGAAAAGCAUUCCAAAUAGUGGAACUAAGAAUAUUUUCCAACUGGGGCCAUACAGAGUAUACGUGCCUCUAUCGGUUCAGAGUACAUGGGAGACCUUCUGAAUGAACACUAAACUUUCCUACUUCUUGCUGUAUAUUUUUUUCCUGUUUAUAUGUAUAUAAAGGGAAAGCCUGGAACACUGGAAUCCUUGGAAGCUGAGGAUGUGUCAUGUGCCGCAGGUUCCAUAUUCCUUCUUGGCAAAAUAGAAGACUUGCCAACAGAAUUGUAUACCAAACCCAAUGGUUAUUUUGCUCACCUUGUAACUGCCAGACAGCUUUAUAUUUUUUAAUGUGCUCAUUCUAGGGGGGGAAAUGCAUGCCAACAGCUCUUGUUUGCAAAAACCCAGUUAGCAAACUGAUAAAUAUCUAUUUUAUUACUUCAGAAUAUAAAGCUUUUAAAACUUUUUUUGGCAGCUAGGAACCUGGGGGUUUGUUUUUGUUGUUUUUUUAAAUAUUGAGGCUCACCUUUUCACUUGUAUCUAAUCCAAAAAUGACCACGGAUGUAAUAUGUCACACCAUGUGGCUGUGCAGUUUUCAGUCACUUUAGUGAGAUUUGCUUAAAUUUCCAACACAAGUAGUUUCGAAGUAAUGGAAACUGUUUUGUACCAAUGGUGUGAUACAUGGCAUCCCUGUGGAUACAUUAUGGGCACAGCUUCCCAGUCCUGAAGCCACUUCACAUCCUUUAUACAUUCUUAGCAGGAUCUUACAUCAAUUUGUGUUUUUAAGGGAACUUUCUGACUUCAUUUGUAGCAUGCUUUAUUAAUCUCUUGGAUUUAGCACUUCCUAAAAGGAUUUAUUUGUUAACAAUAUCUCUUUACUGUGGAACAGGAACAGAAUCUAUUCAACCAAAAGACUGGUCAUAAGAUUAGGGAUGAAAUUGUUAAAGAAACAAGCACCAACAGCAUUUCUUUAGUUUUCUAAAACUAUAGUUUUUAAAAAUAUGCUCUUAGUUUGAGCAAGUCGAUGUCACAUAGCUGAUGGAUUUGUUAUAUCGCCUUUUAUAUUAAAGGCAAAUUCGUCCAAGUUUUUCAGUUCAAAGUCAGACAAGUAUGGAUUGAAGAAAGGAAGGGAAAGUUACAUUAAAAGGAAGUGGCUUAGGUGAGACUGAAAUGCUCACAGGUGUAGAUACUAUGUGAUGGGAGAUAAUGAAAACGAAAUGUAGAAGAUGAAGCAGACUUAGAUAAUGCUAGAAAUGCUGACUCUUUGGAUGAGACAACAUGCAAAUGCAAUACGUGCCUCAAGCGUAUUCACAUAUUCUAUCUUGCGCUGUUUGUUUUCUGAAAGCCUUGAUGCAUACUCUGGAAUUGCUGCUACUCUCUGGACUACCAGAGCAAACUUCAUGGAGCUGAAUAUGUGCAAAACUCAGGAGCAUGGGUUUCAUAUCAAUUCUCCAAAAAUGCCAUCUGUAUAUAUAACAAACAUAUGCGCGCACACACAUUAAAAAAACUUGGAUAUUACCUUCAGGAGCGCAGCUGAAAAUUUCCUACAUCUUUUUGUGGAAUAUGGAAUUUCUUGGACACCAAACUCCUGCCGUGCCUCUGCGACUUAACAUCCGUUUUUAAACUUUAAUUUAAAAACACUAUUAAAAACCCUCCUUAGAAAAAAAAAAGAUUCCUUAAAGUGAUGGUAUCCAGAAACUUUCACUAUACGUCCUGCUUUUGGGAAGGAUCAAGUUAAAGUAUUGUUCGCAUUUUGGGAAAGAUAAGGUGGUGCUGACUGGUUUUCUGAACAAAGUUCAUGUAUGUUGCACAAGAGUCGUCAAAUAUUUAUAACAGAGUUUUAUUUCUAGGAGGUCAUAUCUUCACCUAGGUCCAGGUAGAAACAGAACUAAUGUCCUUUUGAUGAUAAGAGCUUGCAAAAAAACCUGUACAGGUGUUUCAUAAACUAAAGGUUAAAUAUAUAAAUCAGAAUUAUCCUGUAUAAACCCAAAUUGGGGGGAAGAUAAAGGGGCGGGGAAUUUUUUGCAUAACACUAACUUAUUUUUAAAGAAACGGAGAUAGGACUUUGUGCAAUGUAUUUUUGUAAAUGCUUUUUUCAGAACAUUUGUCUCUGGUGUCCUCCUUCGCUGCCUCCAAACCGAUAAGAAGCUAUUAAGAAAUGUUUAAGAGUUUUAAUUUUUGAAAGACGCAUGUAAUAUUUGGGACUAAGUAAUAAAAGUUUCUUCUUUUGGUA